GAAAGAAGCAGAAGACGGUCUCAUAAAAUAGGAGAAUUUAAAAUUACAAAAAAAAUUAAAAAUCUAUAUUUUUCAAACUAUUUACAUCUAAAGUGAAUUACAUUCUUCUGUCAGUCUCAGAUGGUUACUUAUAAGUAUUAAAAAUCACUGUUUUAACAUUUACAGCUACUAUAAUGUUUUCCAAAAUAACUAUUUUAAAACCUCAAAGAUUGCUUACUAUACAAAGUAAUGGCAUUAAAAAUUUCAAGGCUCCACCAAAUUUUGAUCAUAUACAGUUCCCAGAAAGAGCCAAAUUAAAAUUUAUUGAAAAAGUUCCACAACUGCCACCAGCAAUUAAAGCACCUAAGAUGCAAAAAAAAUUGAGGCUUAUGAGAGGUCCAGAGGAUGUACAUAAUUUUUUGCUACAUAAGCAAUAUGGAAUUAUGGCGCUUGGUGGAGGGCGAUUAAAAUGGGGUCAUUAUGAAAUGAUGCGUCUAACAAUAGGUAGAAAUAUGGACACAAAUAGGAUGUUUGCUUUAUGGCGAAUUGAUUCACCAUGGCAACCAGUAACAAAACAAGGCCAGGGACAACGAAUGGGAGGUGGAAAAGGUGCAAUAGAUCAUUACUGUACUCCGAUAAGGGCAGGUCGAAUUAUCUUAGAAGUAGGAGGAAAAUGCGAGUUCAAGGAAGUAAAAGACUUUUUGGAUGAUGUAGCUGCCAAGUUGCCAUUUAAAGCAAUGGCUAUAUCACAAGAAAUUCUUGACAAAAUGAAAGAAAAGGAAAAAUGGGAAGAAGAAAACAAUCAAAAUAAAUAUACUAUGAAAUAUAUUAUACAAAAUAACUUAGGUGGGUGUUAUAGGUGGUUAUCACCAACAGAUAUGAAAUAUUUUUGUAAAUAUGUUUAAUAGGAGAAUAAAUACGUUUUUUUCUAAGUAA
Messenger RNA from Psylliodes chrysocephalus, 915 nucleotides. The record is from the annotation of a GenBank genome assembly. NCBI's taxonomy places the organism in Eukaryota, Metazoa, Arthropoda, Insecta, Coleoptera, Chrysomelidae.